Messenger RNA from Oldenlandia corymbosa var. corymbosa, 2652 nucleotides. NCBI's taxonomy places the organism in Eukaryota, Viridiplantae, Streptophyta, Magnoliopsida, Gentianales, Rubiaceae. The record is from the annotation of a GenBank genome assembly.
AUGUCUUUCACGGGGACAGUUCGUCGGAAAUUAUACUGGAAUACUACUUAUACAACUGAACCUAAUGGGACUAUCACGGUACAGCGGGAUGCGCCGGACGGUUAUCUUAUCAUUGAUCGUAUGUUAGAUUUCUCGGAACUUGUUGAUAAGGUAUGUGGUGGGAUGGAAGUUGAUAGAGAAGGGCUGUAUAUUGAUUUUUCUUUGGUAUGGACGGAGAGGUCAGGAAAAAGGUCUCAUGUGCACAUUAAUGAUGAUAAUAUUGUUCGGUUCAUUUAUCUUUGUGCUGAUAAAUGGCUAGAAUUGUAUCCUGAAAAUGUUGAGAGAACAGGCUAUGUUUAUGCAAGUACAUCUGGCCAGGAUAUUGGUGCCAGCACUAGUGGUGGUAGAACAGUUGAAGACAAUGAAGAUGGAGAUGAAGAUGAAGAUAAAGAUGAAGAUGCAGAUGAAGAUGAAGAUGGCGGGGGUGUCGAAAGCAGUGAUGAUGAGUACGUCCCAUUGGAUGAGGACUCAGAUGACGACACUGAUUUUGAGUCAUCUUCUUCAGUCCCAUAUGUUUUCGACGACAUAAGUGGAUGGGACAAGACUUUAGAGGAAGUAGAUUGUGAUGGGAUUAAAAUGUGGGAUGGCAAUCCGUUGACGCUAGGCCUUGAUAUACAUUUCGCCAACAAGCCUGAGGCACAAGCGACAGUGGGAGAAUGGAACUUGGUACAUGGUCGGACUUUCCGGGUGAAAGCGAGCUCUAAACGAACAUGGUAUGUCGAAUGCGAGACGUGUGGACCCAAAUAUCCGAAAGAGCGUCUUCACGGCUAUGAUUGUCUAUGGAAGGCGCGAGUUUCGCUACAGAAGGCCACCGAUACUUGGAAAAUGGUGGUAUGGUCCGAUUCCCACAACUGUCUUGGGGCAAACAAGAGAAACGAGUCCCGAAAUGUCACGUCUUCUAUGAUUGCUAGACUGGUUGCCCAAAAUGUGCGAAAACAUCCAGAUUUUGCAGUUGGCCAAAUUCAAAUAGAAGUUUUGAAGAGGUACCAAGUCGAAUGUAGCUACAAGAAGGCAUGGCAUGGUAGAAGUAAAGCACUUGAGGCUCUGGCUUGCCCAUAUGCGAGAGUUUGCGCACGAUGUGGAAGUUUAGAUCAUGAUGCUGUGGAAUUCCCUUUUUCUCAUCCACCUGCUGACAGGACCGCUAUUGAUAAACUCAUGUCCAAGUCAUCUCUGGCCGCUUCUGCCAAGGCUAUUACCGGCUGUGUGAUUCUUCUUCAGCUCUGGGCCUGGGAGCGGAUUUUGACUGUUCAGCCCAAGAUACUGGGUGGGGAGCUCGAUCUAUCUCAUUGUCCAUUGGGCACGAGGUGGUCCCGUGAGAAAAAAGUUCAAGGUAUCACGCGGUUCAAUUUGGCCGCGUACCGGGAUCAGCUUGCAGUUCUCGGAGAGUCUGAUUUUGUAUGGAUGCCAUACACGACUCUUCUGGGUCGUAUUGCCAGGGUUUGUCUUGUAGGACAGGGCAUAUGGCGAUCUCAGACAUGGCUCAUCUGCGAUGAUGUCGUUGCGCCACACAACCCUAGUAGGGUAUUUCGCCAAUUUGGUUAUCACCAGCGGAUACCCGGCGAUGCAUUACUUCUCACUGCGGCAGAAAUUACUAGCCUGCUCAAGAGGAAGCCGUUUGGAGGAUCCGAUAGGAGAUGGUUACAACAACUAGGGAUAUAUCUCCAGGUUUGGAAUGAUCGCCACGGCCGACUUGUGGGGACUGAUGAUGAUUAUGUUGGCGAGCCUUCCGCAGAUCCGGGAGUAUCUCUUGUGGUACCAUCAGGUUACUGUGAAGCCACAUUGAUGGAGGACGUUUGUAGUCUGAGUAUUAUAGGCCAGUGUACUUUCGACGCGGACUCCUUUGGUUAUGAUCGCUUAGGCGAGAUUGCCCAGGUUGCUGAGCGGGCGUUGUCCGUCAAUGCAACAAAUGUUGUACGUCACGAUCUCGAUAGGCAUGUUGAGGUUAAUGACAUUUUGAGUCAAGAACUUGCACCGGUAGACCCGACCCAGCAACAUCCACCACCCAGACCUCCGAGGCGUUCGCGCAGGUCUCAGCGUGGGCGUGGGGGGCAAGAGAUAAUCACAUCCACUCAGCCACAUCAGUCCUCCCAGCAUGAGCAGUCUCAUAUUCCCUUCACUGGCGGUUCAUCCUAUCAGUCUCCACUCCAUUCUCGACAGCAUUCAGCCCAUCAGUCUCCACAUCAUUCAUCCCAUCAGUCUCCACAUCAUUCUUCGCCGACCCAACAGGCGUUUUACCGUCCGAUUAUGUCUCCCCAGCACCGGCAGUCCCAUUUUGCAUUCACUCAGUUUUCCUCCCCUCAGACUUCUCAGCGUCAGUUUGGAGAUUCUUUUAUUGACUUUUCUGGGUUUCAGCAGAGUACGCUAGAUGGCCAGUCGAUACAUUACACGAGUAACUUUCUUUCGAGUAUGUUCGAGGGUGUUACGGGUCAGCAUCAGGCUGAUGACCCAGCUGAGGGUGAGCGUGAGAGUCAGGGUGAAGAUGAGGCUGAGGAUGAGGCUGAGGAUGCAGACCAGGAUGAUCAGUUUGAGGGUCAGGGUUAUCAGCGCCAUAAGGAGCAGGGAUCGAGUCAGACUCUAGGGACUCCACCGUUGGCUGUGAGUGCCAGAGAGUGA